Molecule: messenger RNA, 2957 nt
Organism: Austrofundulus limnaeus
Lineage: Eukaryota; Metazoa; Chordata; Actinopteri; Cyprinodontiformes; Rivulidae
Product: afadin
Biological process (GO): signal transduction; regulation of protein localization
Cellular component (GO): adherens junction
Molecular function (GO): cell adhesion molecule binding
Source: RefSeq, a predicted model, not a curated record
CCAAUGAGGAAAGAGCCGGAGGUUGUCACCGUAACCCUGAAGAAGCACAAUGGCAUGGGCCUCAGCAUCGUGGCUGCCAAGGGUGCUGGUCAGGAGAAGCUGGGCAUCUACAUCAAAUCUGUUGUCAAAGGUGGAGCAGCUGACAUGGAUGGCCGUUUGGCAGCCGGCGACCAGUUGUUGAGCGUAGACGGCCGCAGUCUAGUCGGUUUAUCACAGGAGAGGGCUGCAGAGCUGAUGACGAGGACGGGUUCAGUCGUGACCCUGGAGGUCGCCAAACAGGGAGCCAUUUACCACGGACUGGCGACGCUCCUCAACCAGCCGAGCCCCAUGAUGCAACGAGCGACGGACCGAGGUCGCGAUAAAAACGGGAAGAUGAGACCAAAGAGCGAAGGCUUCGAGCUGUACAACAACACGGUGCAGAACGGCUCACCGGACAGCCCGCAGCCUGGCUGGGACUCUUACCCCGAACCAAAGAAGAUGAGCGGAGAAGACCGGCUCCUGAAGAACCGGGCCGACCACCGCUCCAGCCCCAAUGUAGCCAAUCAGGGCCAGAGUGCUGCGAGUAAAUCUGUGUACCCCGGAGGACCUGGCACUAAGAUCACCUCCGUCUCUACAGGCAACCUUUGUGCCGACGAUGAACCCUCUCCUCCUCGUCCAGAGGCCUACCCCAUCCCCACCCAGACCUACUCCAGGGAGUACUUCACCAUCCCGGUCUCCAAGAGCCAGGAUCGGGUGGUGGGUCCUGGACAGGCACCCUCACAGCACUGGCAAGGCAUGGAGGACCGAGAAUGCCUCCCUUUGGUUGACAACAUCCACAACAACAGCCUGCAGCGAAUCAAUCACUCCCAGGAGGAGCUGUACCCCCCACCUGUGAGACCCGACGAGCGCAUGCAAACACAUUACCCACAGGAGUACCAGCACCGGGAUCUGGACUACCAACACCGAGGUCCACCAGGAGGUGUUGGAGGACCACCGGACCUCUGGACRCCACAACCCCCGGUCUCCUCGUCAUUAGAGUCGUCCACGUCGAGUCAGGAGCACCUCAACUUCUCCACUUCUUCCAUCUCUUCAAACAAAAGCCAGAACCAGAAGACGGGGGCGGGGCGAUGGAAGACCCCCAACGCGCCUCACAUGGUGCCGCCCCAUUCGGUACAGGCGCCGUCCCGUUCUGACCUGCCUCCUCCGCCGCCGCCACCUCCCGCCGCCUACCCCGACGCCUACGACCCGCAGGCCGACCUGCCGCUGCCGCCGCCUCCCACCGCCAUCAGCCCGGUGUCGGCCCAGCAGGCCGCCGAUCGCAAGAAACGAGAGGAGCAGCAGCGCUGGUACGAGAAGGAGAAGGCUCGGCUCGAGGAGGAGAGGGAGAGAAAGAAGAGGGAACAGGAGAGGAAGUUGGGUCAGAUCCGGGCAAACCCUGUCAUGCCCGUCCAGCCACACAACAACGGAGGAGCCAUGCCUCCUCCUCACCACCAGCCCCCCAUGGCCUCCAUGGCCCCGCCCCAGCCUUAUCUCCCCCCUCAGCCCCAGCCUCCCCCAUCCAGACCAGAGAAGCUGUCCAGCCUGCCACGGUCAGCGGUGCCUCCCGCCGCCGGUGCGUCCAACCCUCCAGGCAUGGACACCGUGAUCAGGGAGCUGCUCCCUCAGCAGCAGCCGCGGACCAUAGAGAGGCGAGACCUGCAGUACAUCACCAUCAGUAAGGAGGAGCUGUCGGCCAGUGACAGUUUGUCUCCAGACCCCUGGAAGAGAGACGCCCGAGAGAAGGCCGAGAAACAGCAGCAGCUUCACAUCGUCGACCUGCUGGACAAAGAGAUCCAGGAGCUCCAGGCAAAGCCCGAGCGAACAGCAGAAGAGAGCGACCGCCUCAGGAAGCUGAUGUUGGAGUGGCAGUUCCAGAAACGGUUGCAGGAGUCCAAGCAGGGCGAUGAAGAYGAGGAAGAGGAGGAGGACGACGAGGACAUGGACACGAUGCUGAUCAUGCAGAGGCUGGAGGCCGAGAAGAGAGUCAGGCCAUCUUACCCAUCAGCUCACGCUCCAGAAUCAAAUCUGCAGUUAAGUUGACGAGGAGUGGGCGGGUCGCAGGAAAUUCUAGGCUGAUGGGGAGAAAAACAGAACUGGCUUUUUCUUUUUUUACGCUUCAAGAGGAAGUGGAUUCCUCUGUGGCGGCACUCCCACUAUGAAUGUCGCGCAGUGUGCAUCUGCAACAUGCUUCUGUCAUCGCUUUGCCAUGCUGCGCUGCUUAAAUCUGAUUGGCUGGAUGGGUGGAUGGCAGGGUGUGGGCAGGAAGGAGGGCAACAUUUUCUGCUAAAAUAGACUCGGUGUUGGGACAGAAGUUUCCUGAAGAUGAGUGUUUCCACCGGUCAGCUUCCUUAAACUCACGAACACGGUGACGAGCGGUCGUAGUCGGAGAAUUUCACGCAUCGCGUUCCAAACAUUCGGUUUCUUUUUGAGCCGUUCUGUUGUGGACUUGCUGUGUUUGGGAUCUUUGUCUCGUUACUUGACCCAGAGGAGUUCAGGUCCAGUCAAAGGUUCUGUAGGGUUCAGAGUGUUUCAAGAUCAAAAAGGUUUACAUGCUUAAAUAAGGUAGCUAACUUCCUGCGCGACAAAAUCUUAACUUCUUUAAGAAUUUUAAUUCUGUCAACUUUUUUAUUUUCUUUUAUUCACUCAAUAAUAAUAAACGUAAAUAGUUAAUUUAACAAAAAACAAACAAACAAUGAAAUAAAAGGAGAAGAAAGAAGUACAAACUACGGCUGUGAAAUUAAUUGAGUUAACUCUGAUUAAUUUUAGUGCWGGGCCGAGAUUAAAAAAUUUAAUCGUGAUUAAAAUAUAAAAUCUCUUUACUCUGUCUGAAUCUGUAGGUUUGUAUAUUACAAUGCACUCAGUGUCAGGUCAUGUUUAUAAAUGAGAAGUGGUUCUCAAACAGUUUACCUGCAUAAAUAAGUGUUAAAUAAAUAAAUAAA